Messenger RNA from Vicia faba (fava bean), 705 nucleotides. NCBI's taxonomy places the organism in Eukaryota, Viridiplantae, Streptophyta, Magnoliopsida, Fabales, Fabaceae. The record is from the annotation of a GenBank genome assembly.
AUGGACGCUGAUUCCUCUUGGACUGCUCGUCUCUCUUCCGCAUCCAGACGGUAUCAAGCCGCUCUUCAAUCUCGAUCAGAUAUGUUCAUGGGUUUUGAUGAAAACGAUGUGGAAGAAGAUAUAAGGGAAGAGUUUCUGUGUCCGUUUUGUUCUGAGUAUUUUGAUAUUGUUGGAUUGUGCUGCCAUAUUGAUGAAGAGCAUCCAAUGGAAGCAAAAAAUGGGGUAUGUCCAGUUUGUGCAUUGAGGGUGGGGGUUGAUAUGGUUGCUCACAUAACCUUACAACAUGGAAAUAUAUUUAAGAUGCAGCGCAAGAGGAAAUCACGUAAAGGUGGAUCUUAUUCAACGCUUUCGUUAUUGAGGAAGGAGCUAAGAGAAGGAAAUUUGCAAUCCCUUUUUGGUGGGUCUCAAUGUAUAGUGUCCUCGUCUAAUGCAGCACCUGAUCCGCUGCUGUCUUCAUUCAUAUCGCCUUUAAGUAAUGAAUCUAUGAGUUCUCAGUCUCACACACAUACUGAGACAAGAUCAUCCAAGAAAGGCUCGGACGAGACUGUGCCAAAAAGUGAGUGCCUUAUUGCAAACAAUGUCUUGUUCCUCGCGAACCAUGUGGAGACACCAACCAUGUCAGUUAAAGAUAAGGAGGAGAAGACGAAAAGAUGCGAGUUUAUUCAAGGGCUGUUGAUGUCCACCAUACUUGAUGACGAUUUAUGA